This is a messenger RNA of Daldinia caldariorum, 4490 nucleotides long. RefSeq names its product Hydantoinase B/oxoprolinase-domain-containing protein. The transcript is spliced from 5 exons. Gene Ontology annotation, cellular component: cytosol. The record is from RefSeq and is a predicted model, not a curated record. Gene Ontology annotation, molecular function: 5-oxoprolinase (ATP-hydrolyzing) activity. The coding region runs from base 504 to 4490 and encodes 1328 amino acids. Lineage: Eukaryota; Fungi; Ascomycota; Sordariomycetes; Xylariales; Hypoxylaceae. Gene Ontology annotation, biological process: glutathione metabolic process.
AAUAAAAUUAAUAGGUUGACCCACCUUCCAAGGUAACGGCGGGUACUAUUACUACUACUACUAAAUCUAUAGCGUCUCUCUACAGCGUCACUUUACAUUAGUUAGACUCGUUUUCCCUUUACAAAACCUCUAACAAAAGUAAAACCACUCCCGGCGAACCCUCCGAGCCCCCGGAGCUCUUGUAUCACCUACGGCAAUAGUAAACAACUCGACGACGUAACACAACAAAAAUAAACACCCAGACCACACCUUAGUAAAUUACUAAAUUACUGAAUUCAACUAGACUUGUGUUACCCAGGUCCGAUUCCUUGUCGUUCCGACCUUCUCUAGCAUUCACUCAGUCGACUCCUAAUAUCCGGAUGAAGAAUAAUGCAGCAUCCACACUUCGUAUGAUUUAUACGCACUACGGUUGACCGGGAACGCCUCCGCCGCGGAAACCGUCUUUUUCUCGUGACAUCAACUUUUUAAAGCCAAGAUCGCGGAUUUCGUCUCGAAAUUCUACCAUGGCUCCCGAAGAUAGCCAGGGACCCUUGGGAUUAAAUCCCAAAUUAAAAAUUAAGAUCGCUAUUGAUAGAGGCGGCACUUUCACUGAUUGUCUGGGCAUAAUCGACGGGCGGGAAGAUGAUAUUGUAGUCAAGAUUCUGUCCCAGGACCCCUCUAAUUACGACGAUGCCCCUAUCGAAGGUAUUAGGCGUAUUCUCGAAAACGCCACCGGAAAGACUUUUCCUCGUAAUGAGCCAAUCGACACUUCUCAAUUCGAGGAGCUCAGCAUUCGUAUGGGAACUACCGUAGCGACAAAUGCACUGUUAGAGCGCAAGGGCGAGAAAGUUGCUCUUCUCAUCACUGAAGGUUUUUCGGAUAGUUUGAAAAUUGGUCUUCAAUCACGUCCAAAGUUAUUUGAUUUGAACAUUGUCCGCCCGGAUGUGCUGUAUGAAAAGGUUGUCGAAGUCGCUGAAAGAGUCACAGUUGAAGGCUAUCAACAGAACCCGUUCUACGAAGAAGAAAUCGUAGCCAUUCGCAAAGCAGCAGAGAGCGAUCCAAACCUAGUUCAGGGCCUCAACGGCCAAUAUAUCCGAAUACUCAAGCCUUUAGACAAAGACCGCGUCAGAAAAGACUUACAAGGUCUUUACGAUGAGGGGUUUCGCAGCAUAUGCGUUUGUCUUGCUCAUUCAUAUACCUUCCAAGAUCAUGAACGGGCUGUCAAGGACAUAGCAUCUGAGAUUGGGUUUCCUCAGGUGACGCUAUCAUGCCUCACCUUGCCCAUGAUCAAGAUGAUUUCCAGAGGUAUGUCAGCUACAGCGGACGCUUAUCUUACACCAGUCAUACAGCAGUAUAUUUCGGGAUUUCAGUCAGGUUUCACAGACCGAUUACAAUCGUCCAAUACUCGUUGUGCUUUCAUGCAAAGUGAUGGGGGUCUGGUAGAUGUGAGGAAGUUCAGUGGUCUCCGGGCCGUUCUUUCGGGUCCUGCAGGAGGCGUCGUUGGCCACGCCGGCACUAGUUACGACCCGGAGGAUAAGAUACCAAUCAUCGGAUUCGACAUGGGUGGCACGAGCACUGACGUUUCCCGAUUUGAUGGCAUAUUCGAACAUACCUUCGAAAACAUCACGGCAGGGAUAAGCAUAAUGGCUCCACAGCUCGACAUAAACACAGUUGCCGCUGGCGGAGGGAGUAUCCUGCAUUGGAGACACGGCCUCUUUGCCGUAGGACCUGACUCGGCAGCCGCACAUCCGGGUCCGGCGUGUUAUCGCAAAGGCGGCCCCCUAGCUAUCAGCGAUGCAAACGCCUUAACAGGCCGUCUUUUACCUGAUUAUUUCCCCAAGAUCUUCGGAAAGAGCGAGAACGAACCGUUAGAUGUUGAAAUUACUCGAAAGAAGUUCGCCGAGCUCGCCGCGCAGAUCAACACGGAGACGGGCCAAAACAAGACCCCCGAAGAGGUCGCUAUGGGGUUUAUCGAAGUCGCGAACGAAACGAUGGCAAAACCGAUACGUGCUUUAACCGAAGCCCGCGGGUACGAUACGUCCACUCACCAUCUCGCCUGCUUUGGCGGUGCUGGAGGCCAACAUGCCUGUGCUAUCGCAACGUCGUUAUCAAUUACUAGAGUCAUCAUUCAUCGCUACUCAUCCAUCCUCUCUGCAUAUGGCAUGGCACUCGCCGAACUUGUGCAUGAGGCCCAGAAGCCUAGCUCUGGCGUUUUUACCGCGGCUGAGUCCGUCUCACCAACUGUUAAUGAGUUGAAAGAGGAGGUGACAAAGGAACUCGAACUUGAUGGAAUCCCCAGAGGCCGUAUCAAGCAUGAAGUUUACCUCAAUCUAAAAUACCAGGGAACUGACAACAGCCUUAUGAUCCUCGAGCCAGCCGAUGGCGACUAUCUUGCAGAAUUCACCCGCCAACACCAGCGAGAGUAUUCGUUUACCUUCCCAGAUAAGAACGUCCUUCUUGAAGAUAUCCGCGUUCGCGGUAUUGGACAGUCCAUGGACAGUCCCAAUGAGUCACCGAAUCGCGAGCUUUCCUCUGUUGCGAAAUUUGACGCCGCGAAGUCAGAUGAAGAUGGAAAAUCUUCUGUAUACUUUUCCGGAUAUGGUUGGACAGACUCGCCUAUCUACCUACUGGAAAAAUUGAAACCCGGAUGUGUUAUUCAAGGACCGGCUACGAUCAUCGAUAACACUCAGACUAUAAUUGUUGAGCCUCUUGUGAAGGCGACAGUUCUAAGCCGCCAUGUCAUACUAGAUCUUCCUUCCAAGAGGACACAGACGUUGAGUCCGACGGUGAUAGAUCCUAUUCGAUUGUCGAUAUUUGGACACAGAUUCAUGUCAAUUGCCGAACAGAUGGGGAGAACUUUUCAAAAGACAUCGGUCUCUACUAAUAUCAAAGAGCGCUUGGACUUUUCAUGUGCGCUUUUCUCUCCCGAUGGUCGCCUCGUCGCCAAUGCGCCCCAUGUUCCGGUCCAUUUGGGCUCGAUGGAGUACGCCGUCAGGUUCCAGAAUGAGAGAUAUCGAGAUACCCUUAAGCCAGGCGACAUUCUCUGCAGCAAUCAUCCCGUAGCUGGAGGUGUACACCUUCCUGACAUUACAAUCAUGACACCGAUAUGGGAUGCGGAAGAGAAAGACAUUAUCUUCUGGGUCGCUUCUCGGGGUCACCAUCCCGACGUGGGUGGGAUUAGUCCUGGCUCUAUGCCUUCUAACAGUAAGUUUCUAUACGAGGAGGGCGCUGCCACGAUAAGCUAUAAGAUCGUCAGCGGUGGUAUUUUCAAUGAAAAAGAGACGCGCCGGUUCCUGUACGACGAACCCUCCAAAUAUGCCGGAUGCAGCGGAUCUCGUAACUACAAAGACAACCUUUCCGACAUGCGCGCCGCGAUUGCAGCUAACAGAAAGGGCGCUAAUCUGAUCGACGCGCUCGUCAGGGAGUUUACCUUACCCGUCGUGCACAGAUACAUGAACGCGAUCGCAGAAAAUGCCGAAGUGGCGGUUAGGAACUACCUGCGCUCGGUAGCGAAGAAGCUCGACGGCAAGCCGAUCUCGUUCGAAGACUACAUGGACGACGGGUCGGCGAUCGUCCUGAAGAUCCAGAUCGACGGCGAGACGGGGAACGCGGUGUUCGAUUUCACCGGCACCUCGGAAGAGACGCUCAACUGCCUCAACGCCCCGAAGGCCAUCACCUAUUCGGCGGUUAUAUACUCGCUGAGAUGUCUUAUCAAUCAGGACAUACCGCUGAACCAGGGGUGCAUAGCCCCCAUCGACAUCGUCCUCCCCGAAGGCACGAUCCUGAACCCGUCCUCGUGGGCGGCCGUCUGCGCGGGCAACAGCAUCACCUCGCAGCGGGUCACCGACGUGAUCCUGGGCGCCUUCCACGCGGCGGCCGCGUCGCAGGGGUGCGUCAACGUGUUCGGCUUCGGCAUGGGCGGCACGGACGGCGCCGGCAACGAGGUGCCGGGGUUCGGGUACAUCGAGACGAUCGCGGGGGGGUCGGGGGCCGGGCCGGGCUGGCACGGCGCGUCGGGCGUGCACACGCACAUGUCCAACACGCGGUGCGCCGACCCGGAGGUCUACGAGCUGCGGUACCCGGUCGUCCUGCGGCGGUGGACGCUCCGGGCUGGGUCCGGCGGCGCCGGGAGGUUCCGCGGCGGCGACGGGUGCGUGCGCGACGUCGAGUUCCGCGUCCCGCUGCAGGUGUCGGUGCUCAGCGAGAGGCGCGUCACGCGGCCGUACGGUCUGGAGGGCGGGCGUCCGGGGGCUGCGGGGAAGAACCUAUACGUCAAGAAGGAGGGGGGGAAGGAGAGGAUUAUUAAUAUCGGGGGGAAGAUGGAGUUGCAUGUGGUUCCGGGGGAGAGGGUUAUUAUUAAUACUCCUGGCGGAGGUGGAUGGGGCACGCCGGAGGAAGACGACGGACCGGAGCUGGGAAAGGGGGGUUCUACGAAUGGUGCCACGGCGACGAAACAGUUCGAACCACGAGGGAGUGUUCAUAAUUGGACUUUGGCUGCAGAGGGGAUCUGA